AUGAAACUCUACUGCCACGAAGGAGAUAACAAUAAUAGGACACGUCUACCUAAAUUAGAACUCGGCAAAUAUAAUGGUGAUGUCCUAAAGUGGAAUACAUUCUGGGACAAGUUUGCAGCCAAUGUCGACAAUAAGGAUAUUGCCAAUGUGGAGAAGCUCUCAUACCUGCUAGCAUCUUUGGAGGGACCAGCCCUUCAAGCAGUUGAGGGUUUGGAGACUACAAACUUAAAUUAUCCAAUUGCGGUCGAUAUCCUCAGUAGCCGUUUCGGUAAGCCUUCAAAGGUCAUUGACGCUCACAACGAGGCUUUGCAAAAACUUACGGUAGCAAAGGAUUUACCUGAAGAUUGUAGAUGCACUCUGAACGCCAUAGAGAAGCACCUGAGGGUAUUGGAGGCUCUAGGGGAGAAAGUUGAUGCUAACAGCUGUAACCCAAGUAAGGACAGCGGAGGGGAGAAGUCUACACAUUAG
This is a messenger RNA of Leguminivora glycinivorella, 468 nucleotides long. RefSeq lists its product as uncharacterized. The transcript has 2 exons. NCBI's taxonomy places the organism in Eukaryota, Metazoa, Arthropoda, Insecta, Lepidoptera, Tortricidae. Bases 1 to 468 code for a protein of 155 amino acids. The record is from RefSeq and is a predicted model, not a curated record.